UCAAAACUCUCCUCGCCCUGAAAGGAGCUUCAUCCAGGGUCCAGCUGCCCUCGGAUCUGCAGUGAGAGCGCAUGGGAGGAAUCGACUCACGCACCAGAGCACAUUCAGUGCACACAUCACAUAAACACAAGCGUGCACGGCGGGGUAGUGAGGGAGGGAGGGAGGGAGGGGAGGGAGUGAGAGCGCGAGACAGCGCGAGAAAGCGGGUCCCGCGCAUGCAACGCUUUGCGGGCUGCAGGAGCUCUCUUGCUGGUCCAUGAAUGCGCGCGUCCAGCCUGCCUCUUCCUUCACCUCAGCCCCGGGACGGCAAUGACAGGAUACCGAGAGCUGCAUGAUCUCAUAGAGGCUGCUUGAGCACCCCCCCCCCCCCGACCCCCCCACCCACCAUGCGCGGGGCCGGCAGAGAUUGCAGUGGAGAAUCAGCAGCCGCAGGCGCACGCACAAUGAAAAUUGGAUUACUACACCAUUGAUGCUCUUUGCAGCGUGGAAUUUCACUCAAUUCUUGUUAUUUUGGGGGGGUCACGCGCGGUGGAAAUUAUUGCUCUCCAGAUAUCGGGUGGUUUGUUUCCCCCCCUCCCACCCCCCUGCCGUGCAGCGUUUGAGAGUGAGAACCAUCCGAGGCUGCAGGCUUUCGCGGAGGGAAGAGGGGACUGUUGCAAUGUCAUCUCGCGCUACUAUUUUGGAGCUCUGUGGAAGGGAGAUGUUGGGCUGAAGUGGUUCGGAAGCAUGUCCCUCAAAAGGAGGAGCAGAAGGAGCAGCGGUUGGGGCCGCGGCGGCGGCGGCGGCAGUCAUGCUGCGCUGCUUUCCUUCGCUCUGCUGGUGGUGGUGACCUACAUCACCAACCCUGUGGUAGCUCAAAAGCAGCGAAGUGGAGGUGCCGCUGAGAAAGUGCCGGUCCUAAAUAUCGCGGUGAUCCUGGGACGCACGCGUUACAUCUCCGACCGAGACAUCCGGGCGCUGUGGAGCAAAGAGGAGCCCAUCGACGUCAACGUGGUCAGUCUACUCGUGAACGAGACCGACCCGAAAAGCAUCAUCACCCAUAUGUGCGACCUGAUGUCCGGGACAAAGAUCCACGGCGUGGUGUUUGGGGAUGGCACGGACCAGGAGGCCAUCGCCCAGAUAUUGGAUUUUAUUUCCUCGCAGACGCUCAUACCCAUCCUGGGCAUUCACGGGGGCUCAUCCAUGAUCAUGGCGGAUAAGGACGUGAAGUCCACAUUCUUCCAGUUUGGCGCUUCUAUCCAGCAGGAGGCUCUGCUGAUGCUGAACAUCAUGGAGGAGUACGACUGGCACAUCUUUUCCAUCGUUACGUCCAAGUUCCCCGGCUACCAGGAGUUCAUCAGCAUUCUAAAAACGACUGUCGACAACAGUUUUGUUGGCUGGGACCUGCAAAAUAUCAUCACUCUGGAUGCGGUGGAGGAAGAUAGCCGGUCUCAGAUCAUGCUGAAGAAGGUCCAGUCGCCGGUAGUUGUGCUCUACUGCUCCAAGGACGAGGCCGUCUACAUCCUGGAGGAGGCUCGCUCCCUGGGCCUCACCGGAUUCGGCUACAUCUGGAUCGUACCGUCUCUGACCACCGGCAACCCGGAAAUAACGCCCGAGGAGUUCCCGUCGGGAAUGAUUUCGGUCUCCUACGAUGACUGGGAUUAUCCGUUGGAGGCGCGCGUGCGCGACGCUUUGGGGAUCAUCACCUCGGCGGCGGCGGCCAUGUUGGAUGAGUACGGAGACAUCCCCGAAGCUCGGACGUCUUGUUACGGCCCGAUGGAAAAAACCAGCAAGCUUCCGCCUAGCGCGCUGCACAAGUACAUGAUGAACGUGACGUGGGAAGGCAGAGACUUGUCUUUCACGGACGAUGGAUAUCAAGAACAUCCGAAGUUGGUGGUCAUUGUUCUCAACAAAGAGAGAGAGUGGGAAAAGAUGGGGAAGCUGGACAACGGCAGCCUGACGCUGAAGUAUCCAGUGUGGCCGCGCUUCAACUCCUUUGGCGACGCCGAGCUUGACGACAACCACUUGUCCAUCGUCACGUUGGAGGAGAAGCCGUUUGUCAUCGUGGAGGAUGUCGAGAGACUGACCGGUACCUGCAUGAGGAACUCGGUGCCCUGCAGGAAACAUAUCAAAGACAACACAACUGAGGCUGGAGGGACAUACAUUAAGAAGUGCUGCAAAGGCUUCUGCAUUGACAUUUUGAAGAAGAUAGCCAAAUACGUCAAGUUCACCUAUGACCUGUACCUAGUAACCAAUGGCAAACACGGAAAGAAGAUUAACAACGUCUGGAAUGGGAUGGUGGGAGAGGUGGUCUAUAAGAAAGCCGUCAUGGCCGUCGGAUCUCUGACGAUCAAUGAGGAGCGUUCUGAGGUCAUCGAUUUCUCCGUCCCAUUCGUGGAAACUGGGAUCAGCGUCAUGGUGUCCCGUAGUAAUGGAACCGUGUCCCCUUCAGCCUUUCUUGAGCCAUUCAGUGCAUCAGUGUGGGUGAUGAUGUUUGUGAUGCUCCUACUGGUGACUGCGAUGGCUGUUUUCAUGUUUGAAUACAUCAGUCCUCUCGGCUUCAACCGAAACCUGGCGCAGGGGAAAGACCCCCACGGUCCCUCCUUCACCAUGGGCAAAGCGGUGUGGCUGCUCUGGGGUCUCGUCUUCAACAACUCCGUACCGGUGCAAAAUCCAAAGGGAACAACCAGCAAGUUUAUCGUGUCUGUGUGGGCCUUCUUCGCUGUCAUCUUCUUGGCUUCCUACACUGCCAACUUGGCCGCUUUCAUGAUCCAGGAAGAGUUUGUCGACCAAGUCACGGGGCUUUCUGACAACAAGUUUCAGAACCCGUAUGCGUACUCGCCCCCGUUCCGCUUCGGCACGGUUCCGAACGGAUCCACUGAGCGGAACAUCAGGAAGAACUACCCAUCCAUGCACCAGUACAUGGUCAAGUAUCACCAAACAGGAGUGCAGGAUGCUCUUGUCAGCCUAAAAUCUGGUAAACUGGAUGCCUUCAUCUAUGAUGCCGCGGUGUUGAACUACAUGGCUGGCAGAGAUGAGGGAUGUAAGCUGGUGACCAUUGGCAGCGGGUACAUCUUUGCCACCACCGGAUACGGCAUUGCUCUCCAAAAAGGAUCCUACUGGAAACGACAGGUGGAUCUGGCUAUUCUGGCCAUCAUUGGAGAUGGUGAAAUGGAAGAAUUAGAGGCUCAGUGGUUGACGGGCAUCUGCCACAAUGAGAAGAAUGAGGUGAUGUCCAGCCAACUGGACGUGGACAACAUGGCGGGGGUCUUCUACAUGCUGGCUACUGCCAUGGGGCUCUCCCUCAUCACUUUUGUCUCUGAGCAUCUCUUCUACUGGAGGCUCAGAUACUGCUUCACGGGGGUCUGCUCUGGCAGGCCGGGUCUUCUCUUCUCCAUCAGUCGGGGUAUCUGGAGUUGCAUCCACGGAGUUCACAUCGACAUGAAGAAGAAGACGGAUCUGGACUUUAGUCCGCAAGACAAGAUGAUGAAGCUCAUCCAGUCUGCCAAACACAUGACCAACAUGUCGAACCUGGCCGGCUCUCACAUGAACUCACCCAAACGCGAGUUCAUGCACUCCGCCGGCCCCAUGAUCAUGGACAUGAUGGCCGAGAAGGGCAAUUUCAUUUACGCCGACAACCGCAGCUACGCUCCCAAAGAUAUGAUGUACGGGGACGCGGGCGACUUGCCGUCGUACCUUGCGACCCGCCACAAAGACCACCUCAACAACUACAUCUUCCAGGGAGGCCAGCAUCCUCUCACUUUAAACGAUGCCAAUCCCAACUCGGUAGAGGUGGCAGUUACAGCUGACACGGUCCAGACCAACGCCAAACCGCCGCGGACCCUGUGGAAGAAGUCGGUUGACACGCUCCGCUCGGUGCCUCCGGGAACCUCGCCCAUGCCCGACAUGCUAAUGCCGGACCCUCGAAUGUCAAUGAAGACACAGCGCUACCUCCCCGAGGAUACGGCCCACUCCGACAUCUCCGACUGCUCCAGCAGAGCGGCUUCCUACAAGGACCCGGAAAACAACAAGCACCUGAAACCCAAGGACAACUUGAAGAAGAGACCCGUGACUUCCAAGUACCCGAGGGACUGUAGUGAGGUGGAACUGUCUUACUUAAAAACUAAACAGGUCAGCGGCGGUACCAACCAACUUGGGAGAGGAGGCGGAGAGAAAAUCUACACCAUUGACUCUGACCGAGAGAUGAGCUUGCACUCAGACCCCAUGCACUACCGAGAGACUCGCGGCCUUGCCGCCGAAGAUUUGGAGUACCCAGAAAUAUACUCGGACCAUAGCGAUAACUUUAGAAAAUGUGAGCAGCCCAUCAUCCAUCUGAACUCCUCACCGCUGCAUCACACCGAUGCGGAUCUUCUGCCAGACCAAACUUACGCGAAACACUACAGCAUGAAAGAGAAAAACCUUUCCCCGCAUGAAUCGAUUGAUCGUUACAAACAGACGCACUGCCGUGCCUGUUUGUCAAAGGUUACUGCUGGCUACCCUCCCGGAGGGACUUACACCCCUACGGGAUCCGCCUCGGCUUCUUCUACCCGCUCGCCAUAUAAUCGAUGUGAAGCGUGUCUCCACACGGCGAACCUGUACGACAUUAGCGAGGACCAGCUUCUGGCAGACCCCUUGGUGAGCCCCACCAUGCACCACCAACAGCAGCAGCCGCCGCAGCAGCAGCAACCCGAUGAAAUGUUUGGUCUGUACUGGCCGCAAACAGAUGGACCGCACGUCCAGAAGAGAAACCGCUUGAGGCUUAACCGCCAGCACUCCUUUGACAACAUAUUGCUCGAAAAACACAAGGAUUCAGACCUCGGCCGACCGGCGCGUAGUGUCAGCCUCAAGGAGAAAGAUCGUUUUCUGGACUCCGCAUCUGACUCGCACUACGCAAACCUCUUCGGCAUGCGUCCCUACUCCGGCAGACUGUUUGGCACCGGCUCCAAAUCGAUGAUGUUUAAUCACAACCUCGAGGAGAGCAAAAGGAGCAAGUCCCUGUACCCGGCCCAUGGCUCGGAAAACCCUUUCCUCAGCCACUCAUUGAGGGACGACACCAGCAGCAGACUGUUCCAUGGGCGGAGCUCCUCCGAUAUUUACAAACAGCUGGCGGUGGCUCCGCCGGCGGCGCUUCUUGGAGCGGCCCCCAUCAAAACGCGCAACGAUGCGAACAAUCUCCGCUCCUCCGCUAAAUCCGCCACCUCAUAUUGCUCGCGGGAUGGGCGGAUAGCGAACGACAUGUACAAGAAAGAGCAUGUGAUGCCUUACUCUGCCAAUAAGACUUGUGCGUACCCAGCCUCACGUGGCGUCCUUAACUCAGCUCAGUUCAGCAAUAGACGGGUGUAUAAAAAGAUCCCUAGUCUGGAGUCGGAUGUUUAAGUCAAAAAUCAUAUAUAUUCUCCUCCCUGAGUUUGUAUUAUAAUUUCGUACACACUACGGGAUGCCAUAGCCACGCAUUUCUUUUCGUGACGUUCGUUGUAUUCUCCAAGAAUCUUCACCCGUUUGGGUGUCAAUGUACAGCUUUUGUCUUUUCAGGUGAUAUCAUCGUUUUCUGUUCAUUCUCUACCGUGUAUUCAUCACUUGGCUGCUUGCGAGAGUACUUUGCCAUGAGGUGUUGCGCAAUACCUGGUUUUUACUAGGAAGCACGAUUUCAGAGAAGACUUUUGGGAAAAGAGAUGAUUGGUUGCGAUCGAACAAAUGGAGAAACAUCAUCAUGGAGGAUGACGGGAAUGUGCGACGGAUAAAGCACAGGUUCGGAUUUGUCUUUAAAACCAUCCUCCUGAUCCAUAUUUCUCCAACUUGCAGCAGGUGUAGGAUUAUUUACAGGGAAAACUAUAUUGGGCACAUGAAAUGUGUCGACCUGAAAUAGGGCCAUCUCAGGAGGGCAGGAUGCCACAACGAGCCAGUCCGACAGCCUGCUACUUAUUACAUUGAACAUAACAAGUGUGACAUAAUAUGGACACGAAUGGGCUCAAUGGCACAAGGGGGGGGAGAAUCUACCGUUUCGAAGCGGCGGUUUCGACCAAGCUUGGGAACUGUGAGCGGAGUAGUGUAGGUGCUACCAAUGAAAUAAUGUUUACAGACUGAUAAAAAGACAAAACUGACACAGUGGUAGACAAGCAGGAAAGACUGCUGCAAAGUACUGCUUUGUUUUUUUUUUGUUUUUAAUUCAAUUAAACUAUAAGAUUUUGAGAUUUUGUCACUUGGAAUCCACCUGCUUAAUUGUUAGCACCAUAACCGUUCGUUUUAAACCUCUUUCCUACAAUCGUUUUUAAAAAGCAAGGCUUUCUGAAAAACACCAGUCCAAAGCUGUCGAUUUAUUUUUGCAUGGUUUCUUUUUCGCCAUUGCAGCUGAGAAGAAAAAAAACACACACACACACAUUCUAAAAUCUAUGUUUCAAACAAAGGAGCCCCUUUGCAGCCAAAUGUGACGUAUGGAUGAUUGUACAAUCAAAACAUUGACCUUAGUCAAUGUUUAGAGGCGACUGCUGCAACAGAGCAAGAAGAGCAAAAAUGGGAAACGAGAGCGCGGCAAAUUGGUGGAAAAAGCUCAAAUCUAUUGAAAUUGUGGACUGGAUAAAAAGAUGCUUGAUUGUUCGAUGACCUCCUUGCAGAUGACAUACAGGGUACUUGUUAUUUUUGAAAAACAGGUGACUCCUCCCCCUCCCUUGCUCGAUCACUCCACUAGGGUGUAGUUUAUUUGAUUAUAUAUAUAUUUUUUUCUUUACACUGGAUAGUGUAAAUUGUACAGUAAUUACUCGGUCCUCAAUUGAUUUUCAUCCGGAGUCAAGCGGGGUUUCUUAUUUAUUGGUCACUUCAUACGUUAGGAUGUAUGUAUGAUGUGAGUCGGGCCAGAUGGGUGGUCCGAGUAUUGUGUGUGUGGGUAAGCUUGAAGACAAAAAGAAUCAUAGAAUCUUAUUUUUUCUUCAUUUCUGUUCUUUUUUGACACAUGCACACAUUGUACAAAUGACUGCACAGUUUUUUUUAAAUUUUUGGGUAGCAUUUUUUUUCCUCUGCACCAUCUACAGUUGAAAAAGAGAAAAUACAAGAAAAAAAAAUAGGCUUAUCUGAUUUCUUGAUUUGCCCGAUUGGAUUGACAGAGACAAAUUGUAUCAAAUGAAAUACCUCAGGAUGAUGAUGAGCAUUUUGGGGGAGAGCGUCAAUCAUAGCAACGCAAAAAGACACUGCCUAUUUUGUAGAAAACCAACCAAAAACAUUUUUUUUCUUUCUUUUUUUUUUAAUGUUCAUAGUGGCAGCACACAGAACCAAACUUGUUCUCCUUUUUGACAUGGUCAACGUCUUCCAAUUGAGGAGGGAAACGGGGGGGGGGGGGAUUGUGCUCAUGGAGGAGGGCGUGACUGUGACAUUUCUCCCUGUGCCAAAAAGUGCACUAUAACAGAAUGAUGUUAACUAAAUGUCCCAAUAUUUUGCCACCCUUUGAUGAAAAUGCUUUUUAUGUUGUUGUUGCUUUUUUUUUUUUUUAUAAAUUAUGGCAUUUGACUGCCUUUCAGUUGGAGCUCAACAACCACAUCAUCAUAUCACCCUUUCUUACUCUUGUACUGCUUCCUUCCAUUGCUUCAGAUGAACCCACUGACUGAUGAGUAAUACGUUGUCCUUCUUUUGCUUUUUUUUUUUUUUUGCAUCUUAUCUGCAUAUUGAUUAACAUGUAUUAUAUAUCUCCACACGUUGCUUGUGUGAGCUGAUGAGUGAAUGAGUGAACAAUGUAAAAAAAAAAAAAAAUGAUGUUGGAAGACACGGGCACCCAAACGCACCCUUGUGAUGACAACCCUGCUCUUUUUAAUGGAAAAAGAACAAAUAUUUUAAUUACAUUUAAUGAUAAAUAAUGAGGUGAUGGCAUGCAACCCCAAAUGUAACAAUGUUUUAUGUUUCUGUUUUGUUUCAUUUUGUCAUGAUUGUUAUGAUCACUAAUGCUUUGUAACCAGGUGUGAGUAUUUACAUAUUUGCGAGAGAUUGAGGGGGGGUGGGUGGGGAUUAUCUAUGUUUAACAUAAUGAAGACGCUGCUGCUGUUUUUGGGAAAAGUGUACUCGCUCAUUGGCGUGGGGUGGGGUCAUUAUCAGACCCUGUUUUGCUCAAUGGGAUUACAGGUCAGAGGUCAGGGCUUCAUUUGGGAUGGUGGGACAUCCUUGCUCUUCCUCCAUGGCAGGUGAGAAUUUUUAAAUGUACCACCAGCUCUCCUUCUUUCUUCCCACUCCUUCAUGUAUAGUCAGGACUUCCACCGAGAAGAAGACAAAAAAAAAAGGAAAAAAAAAACCCUUAACCUUUGAGUCUGCUCACCCUCCAAAGAUAUGAGACCUCUUUCUUUAUGGUUUGCUGUAGAAAAGCUUUGUUUUUGUUUUUUUGUUUUUUUUAAUUGUUAAUUUGGGUAAACUCAAAGACUUUUAAGGAACUAUUUUGAAUAUACUUAGAAAAUGACACCUGUAAACAUCACUUGUAAAUUCAUACUGAAAUACAUCAUCAUGGAGAAUUAUAAAUGAUAAAGAGUAAAGACAAUAUUUUUGGUGUGAAUUUCACAGGAGUUCUUCUGUGCACUCUCUCUCUCUUUAUCUCUCUCUUUCUCUCUCUUUCUUGCUAUCUCUCUCUUAUGUAGAGCAACUAGAAUAAAACUUUCACCAUUCACAA
Hippocampus zosterae (dwarf seahorse) is the source of this 8617-nucleotide messenger RNA. RefSeq names its product glutamate receptor, ionotropic, N-methyl D-aspartate 2A, a (gene grin2aa). The transcript is spliced from 15 exons. The record is from RefSeq and is a predicted model, not a curated record. Bases 727 to 5355 code for a protein of 1542 amino acids. Gene Ontology annotation, molecular function: transmitter-gated monoatomic ion channel activity involved in regulation of postsynaptic membrane potential; NMDA glutamate receptor activity. Gene Ontology annotation, cellular component: plasma membrane; postsynaptic membrane; NMDA selective glutamate receptor complex. Gene Ontology annotation, biological process: monoatomic ion transport; synaptic transmission, glutamatergic; long-term synaptic potentiation. Lineage: Eukaryota; Metazoa; Chordata; Actinopteri; Syngnathiformes; Syngnathidae.